CGCAGAUACAGAGAACAUCCUGUUUCUGUGUGUCACGAUGCCUACUCGACUGCUUUUGCUUCUCUGUCUGACAGCACAUGUGUUUGCCAGAGAACCACCUGAAGUAGACUGUUUGGUGGUGCAUCGGAAAUAUGUUCACUGUUCCUGGAAUAUGCAGGGGACUCCAGAAGUCAAUUACACCUUCUACAGCCGGUUUGAACCUGACAAAGAAUUCAGUGUGUGCUCCAACUAUCUGCGAGAGAACAAUACAAACACUGGAUGUAAACAGCCCUACCAGAAAGGACAGAGGUUCAACUCAUUUAACACCAAACUGGUACAUGGCAAACAGAUUUCUCAGAAGGUGCUUGAACUCAAAACAAAAGUCAAGUUAAAUCCACCAACUAACGUGACUGUCCAGAGACGAUCCGACUCCAACUUGUGGGUCAACUGGUCCCAGGAUUAUGUUGCUUGUGUGGAGAGUGAGGUUCGCUACAGGGUCAACAACAGGAAGUGGGAGAAUAAUCAAGUCUCUACUGCGGUGCAGGAGUACUGCGUCAACUUGCCCUCCAGCAGUUCCCUAUAUGAGCUGCAAGUGAGGAGCAGAAUAGCGUUGUCCUGUGGAGAGUCUAUCUUCUGGAGUGACUGGAGUCAGCCUGUGGUCUGGGGAUCCAACAACAGCACAGACGCCAAUCGAAUGAACAAGUUGAUGCCUGUGUGGACCCCAGUGCUGUACGUGGUGGGCGCUUUCAUCCUCAUCCUACUGGUCAUGAUGUUGCUGCACCAUGAAAGAAUCAGAAUCAUCUUCAUCCCUGUGGUUCCCAAGCCAUCCUCGGACCUUGAAAACGUCGAGGAUUGGUUUCAACUCCCCAAAGGCCUGAAAGAGAGUUUUAACUACAACGAGCAUCCCUGUCUUGUCCGUGAGUACUGCCAUGUCUCCCAGUCCGACAGCGAGGCCUGCUCUGUCUUCGUGCCUGGGAACGAAUCGGACCUGUCCACCUCCUGCUCCUCUUCCACCUCCACAGUCUCAACUGAGGAGGAGAUGGUUUCUGUUUAGGAGGCAUCUCAGGCAAAGAAUUACAAUGCAGAUCUCCUGCAUGACUGCAAAGAUCAGAAAGGUUGUGUUCCCCUUAUGAGAAGAAACCAGAUAUCUGUUUGAGGAACUUAAGCAAUUGAUUAAAUUUAAGCUAUUAAU
Molecule: messenger RNA, 1171 nt
Organism: Anarrhichthys ocellatus (wolf-eel)
Lineage: Eukaryota; Metazoa; Chordata; Actinopteri; Perciformes; Anarhichadidae
Product: cytokine receptor common subunit gamma-like
Exons: 8
Coding region: 38-1033 (331 amino acids)
Biological process (GO): cytokine-mediated signaling pathway
Cellular component (GO): external side of plasma membrane
Molecular function (GO): cytokine receptor activity; protein binding
Source: RefSeq, a predicted model, not a curated record